Molecule: messenger RNA, 1400 nt
Organism: Striga asiatica
Lineage: Eukaryota; Viridiplantae; Streptophyta; Magnoliopsida; Lamiales; Orobanchaceae
Source: the annotation of a GenBank genome assembly
CACACCCUCACAUCCAUUUUUGUGAACUUUUUUUAAUUAAUUAACCAAAUUAUGGCUCCAUAUAUUACAAAAUGCAUGAUCCUUAUUAUAGUGUCCGUUUUCGUGACACCACAAAUGCAGCUCAUUCAGGCUCAGCAACAAGUUCCUGGCAUGUACUUGUUUGGAGACUCACAAUUUGACAACGGCAACAACAAUUUCCUAAUCACAACGUCUAAAACCAAUUAUCCACCGUACGGCAUUGAUUAUCCAGAUGGCCCAACCGGCAGAUUUUCCAACGGUUUAACCAUACCUGAUGGUCUCGCACUACUAUUAGGCUUUGAUCGUCCAAUUUCACCCUUUGUAGCUGUAAGAGGCUCAGACAUUAAUCUCAGAGGUGUAAAUUAUGGAUCAGGAGGAGCAGGCAUCCUCAAAGACUCAGGGAUAUUAUUGGGCGAUCGUUUCACGAUGGAUGAGCAACUGCAAAAUCACCAAACAAUAAUCCGACGUAUCACACUUUUACUUGGGUCUAAUCAAACCGCGGUCAAUGAAUAUCUGAACAAGUGCUUAUACGUCGUUAACAUAGGUAGUAACGACUACCUUAACAACUAUUAUCUGCUGGUAUCGACUUCCCGUCUAUUGUACUCGCCGGACGAGUUUUCCCGGAUCUUGAUCAAGAAGUUCUCUCAACAACUAAGGACCUUGUACAACAAUGGAGCAAGAAAAGUCGCAGUUUUCGGUGUCGGUUUACUAGGUUGCCUCCCUCAAGAGCUCGCCAAUUUUCCUCCCAACGGGACGCUUUGUGUGGAUUUCAUAAAUAACGGAGUCCAAUUUUUCAACAUGAAGCUCCCACCACUAAUCGACACCCUCAACGACUUGCCAAAUGCCGAGUUUACCCUCAUAAACACCACUAGCAUCUCACUUGGAGAUCCUUCACUCGCCGGAAUUCAAGUUACAAACGCUUCGUGCUGCCCCACAGUAAGAAGCACGGGACUGUGUGUUCCAAAUCGGGCCACUUGCAGUAAUAGGGAUGUGUACGUUUUCUGGGACAAUUUUCAUCCAACGGAUAUUGUUAAUCGUGCUACUGCUAGACGAGCGUAUUCACAGUUGUUGCGGAUGGAUGCAUAUCCAGUUGACAUUCGAACUCUAUUGCAGCAGUAAAAAUGCAUGCUUUUAUAGUUGAUAAAUAAAUGGAUUUAACCAAAGUUCAAAUUAUGUGAAAAGUUACAUGUUUAUGUGUGUUACUUUGUUUCCUACAAUUUGACUAAGAACUUCUGGGCUCUUACAGAUUUAUGUCUGGCCUGCAAUGUACCUAGCUAGAAGAUAUAAUAGAAGGUGUUUGUGACCAAAUUUUACUUUUGUACAUUAUUAUGGUGUUGAUAAAUAUAAUCAAGCCGCCUACACGUUAGGCAGCUUUCCGCCGG